AUGAAGCCGGCGGGAACUCCCACGCGGAGCAGAGCUGCCGGCGCACCGGCGCGGAGAGGAACGGGAGCGGCGUCGUCGUCGUCGAGCGGAGGAGCAUCGCAGUAUAUCGACCCUUUGUAUGAGGACAUUCACGCGCCCAAGUACUUUAACUUCUGCCAAAAGGAGGAGGAGGAGGCGCUGCACUCGGGGGACUCGUGGUUCGACGGCGCGCAGGAUGCGGAGAUCGCGGACGACGGGGACAGCGCGGCGUGGGCUAUCCACGCCGCAUUGACUGCGAUCACGGCGACCCCGCCUGCUGUCGUGGCAACAACUUCCCGCGUGCGCGGAGUCCCCCUCAACUCCGCGCCAUUCAAGAGCGCGUCGUUCCGCGCGCGGGUCAUUGCGGCGGCGCAGGAGGCGCGGGAAUCGCGCGGGGAGAAGGCGGAUAGCAAGGCGGAUGACGGGGAAGAGAGGGGCACAGGGGAGGACGGGGGAGAGACGAGCGCAACAGAGGGCGCAAUUAAGUUGUCCGAGGCGGAAGCAGAAGCCGAGAAGAGCGCGAAGGGGACGAGCGCGCGCAAGGACUCCGGUCCCCCCGCCGCUGCUAAUGCGCGCGCACAGGCGGAAGCGACCAUCUGGAAGGAGGCGGAAGGGGAAGGCGGAGGGGGAGGCGGCGGAAAGGUGGAAGCGCAAGCGACGAUUCAGUCGUCGCCUGGUGGGCGACGCGUGGUGGCGACGGUGUCGUCGCCCGCCGUCGCCAAGGGGUCGGUGCAGGCGACGGCGACGGCGACAGCGAGCGCGUCGAUCUUCGAAUCGUCGCAGAAAGCGGCGCCGUCCGCGAAGGGCGCCGCGAAUGACGGCGGGCGGACGCCUGUAGCGACGGCUACGGCGACGGCGAGCGCGAGUGUGCGCGUGGGAGACGGAGCGAGGAAAGCGGAGCUAGGAGUGGUGACAGAUGCAGCGGAGAGAACACGUGCUGUUGCUGGUACGCCUGCUUUUGCUGGUGUUGGUGGUGGAAGGCCGAAGAAUCAAGGAGGAACGGCAGCGGAACGGGCAGCAGCAGCAGCAGCAGCGGCAGGUGGGGCACUCGCGACGCCUGUGACCACUGGGAAGGGUGCUGCUGCGGCAGCAGCGCCAGCAGCACCAGCAGCGCCAGCAGCAGGAGGAGCAGGAGGUAUGAGGUAUCCAGGGUUGCAGAGUGAGCAGCAGUUCACAGGUGAAUCUACCUCUCUGCGUGUGUCCGACGUGUCAUCACCUGGCGUCAGCAGCUGCUCCACGUCAGCAACGGCCGCGGGGGGGCAGCGGGCGGGCGGAAGAGUGAUGAUGGUGUGCAAUAACGCGCUCUUCCGCACGUCCCCGAGCCAUAGCCCUGUCGAGGCUAGUCCGGGCGGCAUCCCUGUUGCUGCAGCACGCACAGCAGCAGCAGCAGCAGGAGGAGGAGGAGGAGGAGGAGGAGGAGGAUUGUUGGCUGCGUCCGCGUUCGCUCUCACCCCUGUUGUCUCUGGUGCUUCGGCCUCUGGGAGUGGUGCAAGCAGCGACGGAAGCGGGGCGUUCUUUGGGGCUUCUGCUGUCACGGGAGUGGCGAGUGGUGGGGUUGUGGCUGCUGCUGCUGUUGCUGCUGCUCCUGGAGCCGAUACCGGGUCCGCUUGUAACGGAGCUGCUGCUUCGUCUCCUGCUCCAGCUCCUGCACUUGCUGCCACGACUGCUGCGGCGGCGGCUGCUCCUGCCACUCCUGCCACUCCUGCUGCUGAACGUCCUGCAGUGGCAGCGGACAGCACCAACACAGUGCAUGCAAUCUCUGCCGCUACUGCCUCUGCUUCAACACACGUCCAUGCGUAUUCUGCGCCCAAGCCUGUCAAGCCGUCCUUUCCCUCGUCCGCUUCGCGUGGACGAGAGAAUAAGACGGAGAGGAGGUGGAAGGUGGGAAGUGGGAGCGGCUCAGGGUUGCUCGCGCGGACUAGGUCGGUCGGCAGCAGUAUGCAGAGGUCGCUGGGCGUAGGGGAGAAGGACGAGGGAGGGAAGAAGGAGCAGCAGGAGAAGGUGGAGAGGGGUGAGGUGCAGAAAGGAAGGCAGGAGAGUCCGUCGCGCGAGGGAGACGGUACAAGAGUGGAGGGAGAGGGGAAAGGAGAAGGGAACGGCGAGAAAACUUGCGCGGAGAAAAAAGAGGGCGUGAGUGCAGUAGGGUUGGUGAAGCAGCACGUGGCAGAAAUUCAAGAGCUGAUAGAUAAGACCCAGAGAGGCGCCGAGGUGGGGAAGGAGAAAGGAAAGGGGCGAGGGAACGGGGAGGGGAAGGUGGGGGGGGCAGAGAGCGGAGCGAUGGGAAAGCUGCUGGCGGGCAAGGGGAAUGGUGUGGGAGGGAAGGGAGUGAAGGGAGGGAUGGGAGUGAAGGGAGGGACGGGAGGGGGAGUUGGAGGGGGAGUGGGAGCGGGAGCGAGGCAGCAAGGAGGGAUUCAGGUGCAGUCACGUUUGGGGCUGCCGCGGAAGGAGAAGGGGAGUGGGGGCGCGGAAGAGGCGCAGGGCAGCACUGGGGGGAGUGACUUGGGUGCGCGGCUGAAGGAACGAAGGGAGAAGGCAGAGAGGGAGAGGAGGGAGCGUGAGCAGAGGAAGAGAGAGGUGGAGAGUCAGAGAACCUCUGCUGCUGCUGCGGCUGCUCGGCCUGCGCCCGGCCCUAGUGCAACAGCCGGCGGCAGCAAUGGAAGAACGGUUGUGGCAGGAAAGGCUGUAGCGAGAAAGCCUGCUGCGGGGAAGGCUAUUGUAGCGAAGGUGGUGUCUGGGCGAGUGGCGGGUGUGAGUGGCUUUGGAGUAGGGAUUGGGGCAGGAGUUGGCGUUGGUGUUGGUGCGAAGCUGAGGCGACGGUCUGUGGCGCCAUUGAGUAUUCAGAAGGCUGUGAUGCAGGGGGUGAGGGAGAGGAAGGGCAGGGAGGGGGAGAGGCAGGGGAAGGUGGAGAGGAAGAAGGAGCCGGGAUGGAAUUACGCUGCUUCUGCGGCUCCUGCUGCUGCUAGAGCUCCUAGUGAAUCUACUGCUGCUGGUCCAGACUCUUCAACGGUGGCUGAAGCACAGGCAAAGGCACAAGCGCCAACGCAAGCAUCAGCAGAGUCAGCACCAGUGGUGGCUCACACGUGUUCUGCCUCGCACCAGCAUUCCCACCAUGCUGGGGUGGCAGGAGGAGCAGCAGGAGGCGCAGGAGGGGCAGGAGGCGCAGGAGGGGGAGUGGGAGGAGCAGUGGUGAGGUGCCGCAAUCCCAAGUGUGCGGCCAAUGACGAGAGCUUCGCAGCACGCAGCAAGCCAACGCCGGAGCAUCAGCAGCAGCAGCAGCAGCAGGGGGUUCAAGAGACCCCACAGGCCCUUCCAGCAGCCGCUGGUGCUUCUGCAGAGGCACCAGCAGUAGCAGCAGCAGGAGGAGCAGGUGGAGGAAAGAGGGCGGCUGUGAGGGAUAUAUCUGCGAGUAUAGACAUAGGGCAGACGACCGGGAGGAAGAUGGGGAGGAGAGAGGGGAGGUGUGGAGGAGAGAGGGGUGCAGAGGGGUUUGGUGGUUUUGAGGGGACGGUGGGGGGAGGAGGAAGGGGUGGAGAGCUGCUGGUGGAGAGUGUGGUUGAGAAGGGAGAGGGGGUGGAGGAGGAAGGCACACAGCAGCGUGUAAUAACAGUCACCCGUAGCAGCAGUGGCAGCAGCAGCAGCAGUGGUAGGAGGAGGAGCAGCAGAGGGGGAGCAGUCGGGGGAAGCAGGAGGAGGAGCCCACAAGCAGUCAUGUCUGCCGCCCCUAAAUGGGCUGUGUCCAGGGCUGGUGCAGACGAUUUUUCUUACACCUCCUCCCUCGCUUUUUCUUCUCCCUUCUCUUCCCACCGUCAGGGCUGGAGCACAUCCGUAUACGUGAGCACACCUGCAGGGAGCACAGAGGUGCAUGCGUCCCUCCCCGGCUCAGCCACCCCUGCUUCGCCCUGCUCCUCUCAUCAGCAGCACCAGCAGCAGCAGCGCAGUCAGCAUGUUGUUUCUGUGAGCACUGUGGGCGCUGUCGCUGCUGCCAGUCCUGCUGUGCGCUGCCCGCACACCACCACUGCUGCUACUGCUGUUGGCAGUGCCACGGCCAACGAGGUUUCCCCUGUGAAACGGGUCAAGCUCUUCUCUGCUGCUUCUGGCGCUGCUGCCUCUGCUGUCACUGCCCCUAGCGGAGCAAGUGUAGCAGGAACAGCAGGAGGAGGAGGAGGAGGAGCAGGAGCGAUCGAGCAAGAGCAGCAGGUGCAGCAGCAGCAGCAGCAGAAGCAGGAGCAAGCUGGUGGGGCGAGUGAGGAGGGUGUGAGGGAGAAUGGGGAUGAGGAGAGGCAGGAGGAGCAGGUGGCACGCAGUGGCGCUGGUGGUGCUGUUACUGAUGCUGCUUCAGUUGCCCCUGCUGCCACUGCUGUGUCUGCCACUGUUAACCAGCAGCAGCAGCAGCAGCAGCAGCAGUGGGAGCAGCGGGAGCAUGGGUUUGUGAUGCCGGAAGCAGAGCUGUACCUGAAGGGACCCCCCCAGUUCACAUGCCCGGAUGAGGUGCUGCUGCACACAGACAGGCGUGCUGUGGAGCGACUCGCAUACGACAUGCAGGUGGCACUGAAGCAGCAGCAGGAGGAGCAGGCAAGGAGGGAGGAGGAGGAGAGGCAGAGGGAGAGGGAGGAGGAGGAGGUGAGGAGGCUGCGACAGCAGAUGGUGCACAGGGCUCGCCUCAUGCCCUACUUUGGACGCCCUUUCAAGCCUCGCAGGUCCAGCAAGCAGCCCACACUGCCUCGUUCCCCUCUGCUGCUCACCAACGCUAGGCAUGCAACAACAGCAGGCAGUGUGUGCAACAGCUCCCUGAUUCGCUGA
Molecule: messenger RNA, 4818 nt
Organism: Closterium sp. Naga37s-1
Lineage: Eukaryota; Viridiplantae; Streptophyta; Zygnematophyceae; Desmidiales; Closteriaceae
Source: the annotation of a GenBank genome assembly